Gossypium raimondii (Peruvian cotton) is the source of this 2735-nucleotide messenger RNA. Its product is annotated as probable receptor-like protein kinase At5g61350. Bases 1050 to 1637 code for a protein of 195 amino acids. Gene Ontology annotation, molecular function: transmembrane receptor protein tyrosine kinase activity; ATP binding. Gene Ontology annotation, cellular component: plasma membrane; plasmodesma. Gene Ontology annotation, biological process: protein autophosphorylation. The record is from RefSeq and is a predicted model, not a curated record. The transcript has a single exon. Lineage: Eukaryota; Viridiplantae; Streptophyta; Magnoliopsida; Malvales; Malvaceae.
AGAGUGCAACAACGGAGGAGCAAAACUAGAAAAUACCACAAGAGAUGAAAGAAAAAAAAGCUCUCCGAAUGGGACACCUCAAAACCAUGCAACAAAUCAGAGCCGGUGAUCCCCUUUUUGGUAAAGUGAACUGCAAUCACAUUAGCCUCUCUUAGCACCUUGUUACUCUGGUGCAAAAGGUCGUCAAUGAUAUUCAAGCUCUUCCAUAGCUUCCAUGGUUUGGCAGCAGUGAUACGGACCCAUGAAACGGCAGCGAAAGCGUCGGAUUCAACAAUGAGAGGAACUUAUAGAAACCAUGGAGAAGGAGAAUCCACAAAUCAAUUUGUCAUCCCGGAGAAACACCACCGACAACCAGCACACCCUGUCUUCCCUUUCUUAGAACCAUCAACAUUAAAAUGCCAAGAAUCACAAGGGACCGACCAAGAAGCAUUCCCUCUAAUCCAGAAGAAAAAUCCCACCAUAAAAAUCAGGAAUUUUGAGCUCAUCAAAGCAAAAUCCAGUGCAGUGAGCAAAGAAUGCAAAGACACCCCUUCACCGACAGAACAAACCUUAUUUCUAGUAGAUUAAUACCAAUUCAAUUCUCGCAAGCCGUACGGUCGAGACGAUGGCGACACAAACAAUAAACUAUAUUAGUCAAAGAUGGCUUAUGCAUCCUGCCAUUGCACCAAAUUAAGAUUCUUACUAUAUGUUAUGAAUUGGAUUAUCAUUGACUUUGAAAUUUCAACUCAUUCUCAAACUUCAGUCCUAUUCACACUGCAGAACAUAUUAAGAAAGUUUAAUACAAUGCAUAAGUGUUUCCAUAUGUUUUCAUAUAGCUUCUCUCGGGCGUAUAGAGUUCUCUUCAAAUAAAUAAAAUAUCCCCUAUGAGGCAUCGUUUUUGUUCUCUGCUAAGCUUAUUCGCUUCCAAGAAAAAAUCUCCUCAAUUAGAACUUCCGGAGGAUAUAUGCCGUUAAUUUUCACUAGCCCAGAUCAAAGCCGCGACCAACAACUUCCAUCCAGACUCCAUUAUUGGUACAAGUUACUUCGGGAGUAUUGUUUAUAAAGGGACAAUGGACGAUGGAACCAUUGUUGCUGUGAGACGCUGCGGAGGCAGUUCAGGAGGAGGAGUAAGUGAGUUACAACUAAAUGAGGUAAAGUUGCUUUGCCAGCUGCGCCACCCGCAUCUCGUCUCUCUUAUCGGGUUCUGCCUUUCAGAAAAGGAGAUGUUCGUUGUGUUAGAGUACAUGAGCAGAGGGUCACUCGCUCAUGUUCUCUACGGGAAGGAUCAUGUUCCACUGGCUUGGAAACAUAGGCUACACAUAUGUAUCGGUGCAGCACGUGGAUUACAUUACCUUCACACUGGAGCGAAGCGUGCUGUAAUCCACCAUAACAUCAAGAGCUCAAACAUAUUUUUAGAUGAAGAAUGGUGUUCUAAACUUUCAGAUUUUGGAUUGUCCAAACUGCUUCCUCUUAGCACGUCAAAAGCCUUGACAAGAAUCGACACAGAUCAUGCGGUGGGAACUAGUGGAUAUAUGGCCCCAGAGCAUCGCGUGCGUUUACUGAAAGAAAAAUCCGAUGUCUUCUCAUUUGGGAUUGUUUUGUACGAAGUUCUUUUUGGCAGACCACAAUAUGAUAGCACACUGCCUGAGGAGAAAUAAUAUCUGCUUGAUUGGGCCAUGGAAUCCCUAAGCCAAGGAACCAUUUAUCAUGCCAUUGACCAAUACCUCAAGGGAAGGAUAGCUCCAGAAUGUUUGAACAAGUAUUUGGAAAUCGCUUCUAGUUGUGUCCACCUUAAAGGAAAUUUAAGACCAGCAAUGGGCGAGGUGGAGGUCACACUAGAGCUUGCCUUGGAGCUGCAAGAGAGAGCAGAUUCCGAAAUGGAGAGCAUCUAUCCUUACGGUGAAUGUAUAUAUGAAGAAGCAUUGUUUUCUGGCUUUGUUUGGAAAUUUUUGGGUCUUGAUAGCCAUAAUUUUUCUGAAUUCACUUAUGACUCAUCAGAUUCUGAGAGCAAUAAUUGCAACAAUAAUAGUUAAAUGCUUUGUCAUAUAGCAGUAUCUGUUCGGGGAAAAAAAAUGAAAGUCUGUGUUACAAAAAAAAUUUCAGGCUCUUUUUGGAUUGCAUGAAUUAAUGUGUGUGCUCUACAAAAGCAGCGAUAUGAGGUCAAUCCCUGCAGCCAUAGGUUAGACAUGUUGGCGGAAACUAUUGCAGAUUAGACAUGUUGCUCGUCAAGUGGUUAGUAGUGAUGGUUCUUGGCCUAUUCCAGGAACUAAAUAUUCAGUGGCAGAAGUUUGGAGUAUGUUAAGACCGGAGAAGGGAGAAGGUUCCAUGGCUUAGACUGGUGUGGUUCAAGUUUUAUAUUCCCAAACAGACAUUCAUUUGUUUAUUGGUUGGCCAUUGCCACUAGGGACAGAUUAAUCUCAUGGGGGUAUAACUCAAGAAGAUGAGUGUGUGCUUUGUAGGAAAGAGAAGGAAACUAGGGACCACAUCUUCUUUAGUUGCUGCAUAUCUUGGAUUUAUGUAAAAUCCAAAGGACAGCUGUUGUUUGGGUUGAAGAGUCACUAUGGGCUGCUACUUAAAAAAAAAAGAGUCCUUGAUCACAAAUAUUUUACACAUUGCUUUGAAUGCUUUGAUUUUUUAUUUUUUUUAUUUUAAUUUUUGUAUGGAAGGAGCAAAACUAGAGGGUUUUUGCACAUGUGGAAUCUACUGAGUCCCAGCAUUCUUGAACUAAUUCAAAAUGUGGCGGUGUUAUGGGUGCA